GACGUUAGCUUAACCAUGCAGGCGAUCUCUCCUUCGUCUCCGCUCAAGUCUUUGCUCCUGACUCGGCGUCCACUCGCCCGAGUCACUCCCAAGAAACUCUCUGUUCAUUGCAUCUAUCGUUCAGAUCCCAUUCAUUUCCCCAACGGCAUUGGCUCCAGUCGAGCUGACUGGCAAACCUCUUGCGCUAUAUUAGCUAGCAGAGUUGUCUCUCAAGAGCAACCUACAGACAAAUCCAAUGGAGAUUACGGCAUAGAUGGUAGCGCCGACCAUGUCGCUGCUGUUAAUGGUCAUAAGACCUCUGUCGACCUUAAUUUAGUCCCUCUGAACAAAGGCUCUAGUGAAGAUAACAAUAAGGCCAUGAAGCCUUUAACUAUUACAGAUCUCUCACCGGCUCCUAUGCACGGGUCUCAUCUCCGUGUAGCUUAUCAGGGAGUUCCUGGGGCAUAUUCAGAGGCUGCAGCAGGAAAAGCUUAUCCGAACUGUGAAUCUAUUCCUUGCGAUCAAUUCGAGGUUGCUUUCCAGGUGGUGGAGCUCUGGGUUGCAGAUCGUGUGGUUUUACCAGUUGAGAAUUCUCUUGGCGGAUCAAUUCACAGAAAUUAUGAUUUGCUCCUCCGGCAUCGCCUACAUAUCGUCGGCGAAGUACAAUUACCGGUCCACCACUGUCUCUUAGCCCUCCCUGGCGUCCGCAAAGAGAACAUUACUCAAGUGAUCUCUCAUCCUCAAGCACUCGCACAGUGCGAGCUAAGUCUCUCUAAACUCGGACUAAAUGCCGCCAGGGAGGCAGUAGAUGACACAGCUGGAGCUGCACAGCACAUAGCAGCCAACAACCUUCGCGACACAGCGGCCAUAGCAAGUGCACGGGCGGCGGAGCUGUAUGGACUACAGAUACUGGCUGACGGAAUCCAAGACGACUCAAGCAACGUAACGCGAUUCGUGAAAGAUCGGGAAGAAGAAGAAGAAGGAGAAGAAGGAGAUUGGAAAACUUAUAAGCUGUCGGCAUCAACUCUGCAAGGUAUCUUGAUAAGUGUUCCAUAG
This is a messenger RNA of Manihot esculenta (cassava), 1035 nucleotides long. Its product is annotated as arogenate dehydratase 3. The transcript is spliced from 2 exons. Gene Ontology annotation, molecular function: arogenate dehydratase activity; prephenate dehydratase activity. The record is from RefSeq and is a predicted model, not a curated record. Gene Ontology annotation, cellular component: cytoplasm; chloroplast. The coding region runs from base 16 to 1035 and encodes 339 amino acids. Lineage: Eukaryota; Viridiplantae; Streptophyta; Magnoliopsida; Malpighiales; Euphorbiaceae. Gene Ontology annotation, biological process: L-phenylalanine biosynthetic process.